AUGUCCGCUGCCACAACCAAAGGCCCAGAGGAACAGCUCCAUUUACAGGCCCUACAAAAUGACAGUAAUUCAGCGGGCUCGGGGCAAUGCGCCAGGUUGUUGCAGUCCUUUCAGGACUUAGCCCUCGAGCUCGGUGUACCUCUGGCACACAAGAAGACCGAGGGUCCUAGUACUGUGCUUACGUUCUUGGGCAUUGAGCUGGAUACCUGCCAGCAGUCUUCCCGGCUGCCCGAGAAUAAGGUCACCGAUCUUAAGGUCCGGUUGGCAGCGCUGAGGAGGCAGCGGAAGGUGUCGCUGCUCGAGGUGCAGCAAGUGGAAUGUUUGGUCAACAGGAUGCUGCUGAAAUUAGUGUUGCUGCUGAUGCAGCCAUGUCGCAUAGUAUGUGAGAUAAAGUCCAUCAACUGCACCGUCUACAAUGAUCCUUUUCCUAUCCCUCACCAGUUUUAUCAGUCAGGGGAUGUACUCAUUGGUGGGAUGUCCUCUCUAGCUGGCUACCCAAAUGACCUUCUGUCUUUCAGGGAACACCCUGCAAGAAUGGUGAAUGAUGACCCUAUGCUUCUAACAAAACACUAUCAGCAGAUCUUAGCCUUGGCAUUUGCUAUAAAAGAAAUAAAUGAAAAUCCAAGCUUCAUAACCAACAUCAGUUUGGGUUUCUACAUCCUCAGCACUAGUGAUAAUGGAAGGAUGAUAUAUAAAGCUACUCUCAACCUAAUUUCUGCACACCAGAAGCUGGUACCCAACUUCAGCUGUGCUACACGGAGGAAACAGAUAGCACUUAUUGGAGGGCUUGUCUCUAAAAUCUCUGCUAAGAUUGCCACCAUUCUGAAUACCUACAAAACUCCACAGUAUGGGAAGGUGCUGCCUCUCUCUGUAUGCAAUGAUCCCUGCCUUCCCGGCUACAGCAAGAGAAAGAAAGAGGGAGAUAAAUUUUGCUGCUAUGGUUGUCGUCUAUGUCCAGAAGGGAUGUUCUCUGAUGAGAUGGACAUGGAAGCCUGUAUCCAAUGUCCAGAGGAUCUUUAUCCCAGCAGAGAGAAAAAUCAAUGCAUUCCCAAGGAUAUAACCUACCUUUCUUACCAAGAACCUCUUGGAAGAGUGCUAGUUAUGCUGGCUAUUUCUUUAUCUCUAGUGGCAGUUCUGGUACUUGGAACUUUCAUUCAGCACAAGAAUACACCCAUUGUCAAAGCCAACAACCGGAGCCUCACGUAUAUUCUUCUAAUCUCUCUCCAAUUUUGCUUCCUCUGUUCAUUACUCUUCAUUGGGAAACCUUCAAAAGUGACCUGUCUUAUUCGACAAGUGACAUUUGGCAUUGUUUUCUCUCUGGCCCUUUCUAGUGUGUUGGCCAAAACCAUCACCGUUGUUCUGGCCUUCAUGGCCACGAAACCAGGAUCCAGGAUGCAGAAAUGGGUGGGCAAAAAAAUGUCACAAUAUAUUUUCCUUUCCGGUUCCUUCAUUCAAGUAGCUCUUUGUGCUCUUUGGCUCAGUACUUCCCCACCCUUCCCAAAUCGGGAUAUGAACUCAGUGCCUGGGGAAAUCAUACUGCAAUGUAAUGAAGGGUCAGUUGCCAUGUUUUAUUGUGUUGUAGGCUAUAUGGGCUUCCUGGCUGCCCUCAGCUUCACUGUGGCUUUUCUAGCCAGGAAAUUACCGGACAGUUUCAAUGAAGCCAAAUUCAUCACUUUUAGCAUGUUGGUCUUUUGCAGUGUUUGGUUGUCCUUCUUUGCAACUUACUUGAGCACCAAAGGGAAAUCUAUGGUAGCUGUGGAGGUCUUCUCCAUUUUGUCAUCCAGUGCUGGGUUAUUGGGUUGCAUCUUUUUCCCUAAAUGUUACAUCAUCUGGCUUAGGCCUGAGCUGAACAACAGGGAGCAGUUAACUAGGAAAGGAUGA
Heteronotia binoei (common prickly gecko) is the source of this 1881-nucleotide messenger RNA. RefSeq names its product vomeronasal type-2 receptor 26-like. Gene Ontology annotation, molecular function: G protein-coupled receptor activity. The transcript has 6 exons. Lineage: Eukaryota; Metazoa; Chordata; Lepidosauria; Squamata; Gekkonidae. Gene Ontology annotation, cellular component: membrane. The record is from RefSeq and is a predicted model, not a curated record. The coding region runs from base 1 to 1881 and encodes 626 amino acids. Gene Ontology annotation, biological process: G protein-coupled receptor signaling pathway.